This is a messenger RNA of Dimorphilus gyrociliatus, 2956 nucleotides long. NCBI's taxonomy places the organism in Eukaryota, Metazoa, Annelida, Polychaeta, Dinophilidae. The record is from the annotation of a GenBank genome assembly.
AACACAUUCUCCCACGCAAGUAAAAAUUAAAAGGAUCACUUAAACAUACGUCAUAAAGUUGAAUUUUUAUUUAUCAACAAUUUGAUAAUCUUUCAUUAAAGUAUACGAAUGAAUUAAAGAAUGGUUAGGUUGAAUAUUGAUAUGAUAGCCCGAGGAACAUCGGGCUAUACAAAGAAGAAGAGGGAGGAAAGCAUGAACCAGUAUUUAAGAAGGCUAACACAUUUAUAUCUAGAGAAUAGAUCCAUAGACGAAGUCGGAGACGAUCUAUCUUUGUGCAGAAACCUUAUAGUAUUAUAUCUUUACGAUAACCGGCUACCAGCAGUACCACAUUUGCUACAAAAUCCUAAUUUGACUCAUUUAUAUUUACAGAACAAUCAAAUCCAGCGUAUUGAAAACCUAAUCGGAUUGAAUAAAUUGACUAAAUUAUAUUUUGGAGGAAAUUCUAUUACUGUUGUAGAAGGUUUAGAAAAGUUAGAAAAUUUACAAGAACUUCAUAUUGAAAAUCAAAAAUUACAAAGAGGAGAGAAAUUACUAUUUGAUCCAAGAUCAAUUGUUGCAAUAUCCUUAACUCUUCAAGUUCUUAACGUAUCGGCUAAUUAUUUGACCAGUAUUAUUGAUUUGGAAUGCUUAAAGGGUUUGACCCAGUUUUUUGCAGCCGACAAUUACCUAUCUGAUUUCCAGGAAUUAGCACAUUGCCUCAACAGCUGGCGCAAUCUAUCAAGACUGGAUUUACUUGGAAAUCCCCUUUGCCAUAAAUCAAAGUACAGAGACAGAAUUAUUGUAUUAUGCAAUAAUUUAGAACUCUUAGAUGGAAAAGAGAUAACUCCGUUAUCGAGGAGUUUUAUAAAAAAUUGGCAAGCUUCAAAGGAUAAGAAGAGACUUUCGGAUUAUAAGAAAAGAAACGUUUUUUCAGAAACUGCUGUUAGAACUAAUGAUGGAGAUCUUCCACCGAUUUCUUAUCAAAGACACCAAAGUGUUCCUGGCUUCAUGAUGCCAGCACUUCCGCGGACGAAAUUCCAGGAAAUUCUAGCACGUUCCAACAGCCAACCUGUAUCUCGCACUAGGCUGAAAUCUGAAGAAAAUCAAAUGGCCUAUACACCAAGUGAACAAUUCAAUUUUAACUCCAGACAAGUUGGUACCCCAGCCUCCGCCACCCACGAUGUCCAAAUUGACGCUUGAGCAGGUGUUGCUGCCUUUUUAAAAGAUGUUUCCUGUAUAUUUUUACUUUUUAUCGUUUAUUGUUUUUAAUUUCUUGUUUAGAGAAUUCUUUAUUUUUUACCUAUUCUAUACCUCUUUUGUUUAAUAAAUACCCCCUUAUUUUUACAGAAGUUCUCAACCUAGAUGGCCUAAAUCUUUACCCCCACUAAAUAUGGAUUAAAUAUUUUAAAUUCCGUUGUAAUUAGUUUUUUUAAUCAUUUUAAAAAGCUUAUUUUUAUUUUAUGAAAAACCCAGUAAUCAUGCUUGAUUGAAGAUGAUUUUUUUUAUCACAUCAUUACUCUCUUUGUUACCACUCCUGCUACUAUUAUGAUCUUUUUUAUGUACUAUUGCAUAUAAAUAAUAAUGGAUAUCUAUAUAUCUAUAUACACGUGUGUUCAUAUAGAUAUAUUAAUAUAUAUGGAUGUAGAAAGAGAGAGAGAGAUACAUCUUUUUUUUGCUUUGAUUCAAAAAAAAAGAAGAAAAGAAAGAGAAAAGAAAUUGUAGAUAAGAUAAAACUUUUCUUAAGAAUAAGGUUUUUUAUUUUUGAUCUAUUCAUUAAAAAACUUGACCCACUUUUUCCCUACUUUUUUAUUGUUAUAAAAUUGAAAGUAAUAAAGAAAGAGAGAGAGAGAGAGAGAAUGAAGAAAAAAGAAACACACAAAAUUUAAUAAUCCUUUAGAUAAACUUAAUAAAGAAUAUUGAAAAAUUUAACAAAGAGUUGUGAAAAUUGUCAAAAUAGAUAAAACUAUAAGCAAGAGAUUAGUUUUACUAACAAAACAUAUGUUUUAAUUAUUAGAAAUUAAUGAAAAAAUUAAGAAAAGAUUUAUCUUAUCAUCAUUUAUGAUUCUCUCUUUUUUCAUCUUAAUUUAAUCAAAAUCUUUAAAUAUUAUUUUACUAAUUCAAUAUUUUAAUAAAUAUUUAGAUACAAGAAUACCAUGGGAACUUAUUUUCACGAUGAUAAUAGUAAUCCGGUUUCGGCGGAAAUAUUUAAAACUACACAAGAUAGCUUACCUUCCACAGUUACCAUCACUUUGGAAUAGAUGCCAUCUUAAUAGUUGUAUUACUAAUCGUUAUUUUUUUUAAAUAUGUAUGCUAUUAUAUAUAUAUAUAUAUUCAUUGUUUUCCAUACUAUGCUGAGUGAUAAUUAAAACUAAUAGGCAGAGAUUAAGAGAGAAGGAGAGUAAGGGGGAGAAGUGAAAGAGAUUGAUAGAUAGAUUGAGAGGUAAAGAAGGUAGUACUUCUUUAUUUUUCUUAUUCCAUCCAAAUAUACAUUGUGAUAUUUUACAACGUAAUAAAAUAUCCAUCUAACUCUCCUCCCUUCUUAAUUUCACUCAUGCUGAGAAUUACAAUCAUUUUUUUGACUAGGCUAAAAAAACUUAUAAUUUUCAAUUUUGUAUUCUUAUUAAGAAACAAAAGAAGCAUAAUCAUAAAUAAGUCUACCACGAUUGUUUACAAUAUUGAAGCAAGUAUUUGUUUAUUAAUGAUUUAUUAUUAAUAAUAAUAAUAAUUUUAAAAAAAAUGUUCACUUGUUUUAUUUUUAACUAAGAGGAAACGUGAACUUGUCAGAUGGCAAAAUUGUCCACUAAUGUUUUAAAUAUUUUCCUUUCUUUUCUCUUUAUCUUAUUAUGUAGUCAGCAGAAAAGUAGUGCUUAGGAAAAAGUUAUCUUUAUAGAUAUCCUAUGACAAAAGGUCGUAUGGCUCUUUUUCAAAUAGUACGUAAAAGUGAUAAAACCACUUAAAAUUAACCUAUAGAUUAUUU